Molecule: messenger RNA, 637 nt
Organism: Juglans regia (Persian walnut)
Lineage: Eukaryota; Viridiplantae; Streptophyta; Magnoliopsida; Fagales; Juglandaceae
Product: monothiol glutaredoxin-S6-like
Exons: 1
Coding region: 110-418 (102 amino acids)
Source: RefSeq, a predicted model, not a curated record
AUUAAACACCAUACACAAGUCACUUGCAAGAAGAUCUCCCUGCGGCCUGACAUUACGUACGUCCAAUUUCAGCAGUCUUCUAGCUAAUUACUGUUUUAAUUUGGCAUUAAUGGAUACUGUGGCAAGCUUGGCGAGUGAAAGACCAGUGGUGAUUUUCAGCAAGACCAGUUGCUGCAUGAGCUACUCCAUCAAGACACUCAUAACUGGGUUUGGUGCUAACCCUACGGUGUACGAGCUUGAUCAGAUGUCGAAUGGACAUCAAAUUGAGAGGGAACUACUGCAACGAGGUUGUCAGCCAAGCGUUCCUGCUGUUUUCAUAGGGCAAACUUUCAUUGGUGGUACAAGAGAGGUCAUGAGUCUCAACCUCAGGAGCGAGCUUGUCCCCUUGCUUAAAAGGGCUGGAGCUAUAUUUCUCUAAAGGCGGGCAAGGAAAUGAAGCGUAAUUAAUAUAUAUAUAUAUAUAUAUAUCGACCUGAAUAAGGGAUUUCCACUUUUUCCAAGAGGAAACGUGAAGUACUACUUUAUACUACUACUCGGGACGAGAGGUUACCGUUUUUUUUUAAUUUUUGUGUCGGUCAUUUCAAGUGCUAGCUUUUGGUCAUAUUAAUUAUUAAGUGUUAAACUCGUUUUUGUUCAA